Messenger RNA from Dendronephthya gigantea, 9685 nucleotides. RefSeq names its product protocadherin-like protein. Gene Ontology annotation, biological process: calcium-dependent cell-cell adhesion; cell morphogenesis; adherens junction organization. Gene Ontology annotation, cellular component: plasma membrane; adherens junction; catenin complex. The record is from RefSeq and is a predicted model, not a curated record. NCBI's taxonomy places the organism in Eukaryota, Metazoa, Cnidaria, Anthozoa, Malacalcyonacea, Nephtheidae. The coding region runs from base 180 to 8927 and encodes 2915 amino acids. Gene Ontology annotation, molecular function: cadherin binding; calcium ion binding. The transcript is spliced from 18 exons.
CAAACAUUCAGCGUCGUUAAAAAGAAUUCCAACUAAAAAUUUUACUUCUUUUGGCGAAAUUCUCACUGAACAACCACGAUAUUUUACCACUGUUGUGCAGGGAAUGUUCUUGAUAAUAUCUUAAAUCGGUAAGAGGCAGAUCAGGCGAUAAAUUGGUUUAAGAAUCGUCUUUUUUGCUGAUGGCGAUUAAUUUCCUGGUGGUUUGUUCGUUUUUGCUCAUUGUGAAAAGUACUUGGGUCGGUGGUAAUUCGUACAAGAAGAUCCCAAUUGAAGGAUCUCUACAAGAUACUGCCACAUCAAAGCGUUUUCUAUCGUUGAUGCUUAGAAAAUCUUUACCUAACGCAAAGGCUUUAAAAUUUCGGAGAAAUGCCGCGCUUACUAAAAUGUCACUUAACGAUGAAGUCCACAAAAGUCACGUAGACAGUAUAUCAAAGCGGUUUAUUGCCAUGAUGCUGAGAAAAUCUCCAGCUAAACUUAGUCAUGGAGUUGCCUCAAGAUUACCCAGAGAUGUUGAAAAACCCCAGAGGAAAUUACAUGAGGGUUUUAUACCUCGUUCAUCAAAGCAUUUUAUAUCCAUGAUGCUACGAAAAUCCCCAGGCUUAAAGUUCCGUAGAGAUGUGCAUCGAGCUUUGCCAAGGUUUCGACGUGAAGAAGGAGAGGAGGAAGAAGACGUAGAAUUGAACAGGGCUGAUGAACAACGUCGUGAGUAUGAGAGACGGUUAUUUGAAAGUUUAAAUAUUAUUGGUACAGUUCCAGCAACACGGCUUUAUGUUCCUGAGUUUGUACAAGACAGUAAUGAUGGUUCAACUGCACCUUUUAAUAUUCUACCUAAUACUAUAGUUGGUAAAGUCCGUAAACUUUUUCCUAAUGGUAAGCAGUUGAUUGUCUGGCCUUAUAAGGGAUGGCGGAAUUUCACAGUUGAUCAGGACACGGGAGAAGUCAGGACGACUACCAAGAUGGACUUUGAAUUUCUCAGACUGUAUAACAUGACCAUCCGUGAUUUCAGACACAAUUACACUGAUGAUGAACCAUUAAAACAACCACCAGUGCCAAAUCCUGAAAACAAGGAUGAUCCACAACGUGAUUAUGUCGAUCAUUACUUAAUUGUUGAAGUUGUUGAUCGGAAUGACAAUGCUCCGAAAUGGAUUCGAGAUACAUCUGGUGGUGGAUUCUUUACUGGGAAAAUAAAUACAAAUGCUCGUGCUGGGACACCUAUUCUUCAUAUAAACCCUGCAGAUGAUGACAGUGGGCCACGAGGAAGGAUACGUUUCGAUAUCAUCACAGCUGAUAAGAAGCAAUCUAAAUUUACAAUUGAUCCUAAAACUCACUAUUUGAAAACAACUGGGGACCUGCUUGAGAGUAAACGCUAUAAGGUAAGGGUUCAGGCUCUUGAUUAUGGAAUGCCACCUAGAAGAAGUGCAGUCCAGGAUUUCACAGUUCGUGUUGAGAAAACUCCUCCAGAGUUCACAGGUGCUCCAUAUAAUCUUAAUUUCUCGGAAGCUGAUGUUCGAGGCAGUGUUGUGGCAAAAGUUCAAGCAAUAAGUAGAUCUGGAAUGCAGAUGAAGUAUGAAAUAAUUACAGCGGAUGUUAAGGACACUUUUGCCAUAAAUCAUCUUGGAGAGGUAACACUUUUACGUGAAAUUGAUUAUGAUACAGCUAACGACUCCGACAAGAUGUUUACGUUCACGGUUCGAGCAUCUGAGGAUGCUUAUCAAGGUCGUACCACAGAUGUCACUGUGAAUCUAAGGCUUGUAAAUGCUGACGAUCAUUUAGGAAUGUUUAAGACACCUGCAAAACGAUUGGAAUUUAAAGAGGGUUCAAUACGGACUGGUGGAGAUAUCUAUAAAAUUGAUGUUGAAGACUGUGAUUGUAAUGAAAAUUGCGACUGUAAAUCAGGAGAAAUGAUUUACUCUCUUGGGGAUACUGGAGGUUUUUUUGAUAUAACAAGUGCUGGACAAAUCCGAAACAUUGAAGAUUUAGAUUAUGAGAAAAAGAAUUAUUUCUUCUUUCCAGUUAAGGUUACAGAUCCCGGGACAAAUGGCCGCACAAGGACAUCCUAUGUGGAAAUAACUGUUUUAGAUAUUGAUGACACCCCACCAAAAUUUCCUAAUCCUAUUUUUGAUUUUGCAAUUUUUGAAGAUGCACCAAAAGAUCAGGUUAUUGGUGUUUCACAGGCGUUGGACCCAGACCCUGCAACAAAACCGAGUGAUAUUAGUUAUGCAAUUGAUAACGAUGACCCAAAUGAGGGUAGGGAUUACUUUUAUGUUGCAAAUCAAGGUGUUAUAAAAGUGUUUGAAAAUAGAAAUCAAUUUCGCGGCUCUGACACUUAUGAAUUAAAAAUAAGUGCUACUGACAAGGGUGGCCACAAAUCAAAUCCUUCUGCAACUGUUAAAAUUCAUGUUCUUGAUGUGAAUGACCACCAACCUGUCUUCAAAGAGUGUAAGAAGCAAUCGAUUAAGGAACACCAGCCUAUUGGCACAACAUUGACUACCUUAACUGCAACAGAUGAUGACAGAGGUGUCAACAAAUUGAUUGAAUAUAGCCUUGCAACAGUGCAAAAACAUAACUUCUUUGCAAUCAACAAUCAAACUGGUGAGGUGAAAACAACACAAGUGCUUGAUAGAGAGAAAUAUGAUGAAAUCUUUGUAGUUGCCAAAGCAACAGAUGGUGGUCCAACUAGAAGUGAACCUCUUCGUCAAAUUGGUUACUGUCAGUUUGUUGUCGAAGUUUUGGAUGUUAAUGAUCACCAUCCCAUAUUCACUGUGCAACUUUAUGAUGUGUCUGCUUUAAGGGGACUUUCCACAGGAAGCCGUUUGUUAUAUGUAGAAGCUAUAGACCCAGAUCAGGGUGAGAAUGCAGUGAUUGAAUAUUCAAAAGUCUCACAGAAAAUUGGUUCAAGUAAUGAAGACUAUCUAGAAGUUGUUAAAACAACAGGAGAAGUGAAAAUUAAAAGUUCAAUGGUAAGGCUCAAUAUUGGUGAUAAAAUAAUAUUUAUCAUAGAAGCUAAAAACAAGGUGCCUGUUGUUGGUGGAGAUAAGGGAACCAAAAAGCAAACAAGAGUAGAAGUAACCAUUGCUAAAAAUGCACCACCUACCUUUGGGAAAUCUAAGUAUGUUGGCAAGGUGAAGGAAAAUAGUGCUGCUGGGUCGUCUGUUUUAACAGUUGGAAUUGUUGGUGGUGGCAGUGCACUAUACUCCCUGCAACUUUUGCGAGAUCGUGAUAAUUUACCAUUUGUGAUUGGUUCAGCAACUGGAGUCAUUACAACAACAAAGCCCUUGGAUUAUGAGUUUGAAAAAUCCUACCUGUUUGCAAUUCAAGCACAUAAAUCAGGCGCAAAUGACCAUUCCUCUGUCAUUGUUGAGAUUAAUGUUGAAGAUGUUGAUGAUGUUGUACCGAUAUUUGGUAAUGACAAAUAUGAAGCAACAGUCUCAGAAGCUGCUGGGGGAGGAGUUGAUGUAUUCCGUGUCCAAGCCAGUGAUCCAGAUCCUGCAGGUGGAGGGAAAAUGAUUUACAAUAUUGAAGACAAAUUUGAUUUUAAAAUAUUUUCAGUAGAAGAGAGAACAGGUUAUGCACAAAUCAAGACUGCUACCUCACUUAAAAAGGGAUUUUUCGACAGAGAAAAGAAAUCUGUUUACACUAUUAUAAUUGAGGCAUAUCGAGACAAAUCGCCAGGUCUACGAAGUACAGCUGUGCUUACUGUAAAUGUGCGAGAUGAAAAUGAUUCACCACCUGUGUUUGCGAAGACAGAUUUUACAGCAGCUCCUAUCCCAGAAAAUAUCCCAGUGCCAUAUGUUGUACCUAAUCUUGUACUCAAUGCAACAGACCAGGACAUUCUUGAGAAUGCUGAUGUUUACUAUUUUAUCACUUCUGGAAAUGAUGGUCGAUUCUCUAUGGAAACUAGGGUGGGUCAGGACCAACAAAAUACUGGAAGAUUGAUAGUUCUCCGUCCAUUAGAUGCUAGAAAGUCACCAGAAUUUAGGGCAAAUCCUGUGUAUACUUUGACUGUGACAGCUACAGAUCGUAAACACACAGCAACAGCCACCAUUACUGUUAAGGUCUUAGAUCGUCCUGAUUCCAAACCAGAAUUCCUAAAGUCGUUUUACGAGAAAUAUCUACCAGAGAAUGCAGGACCUGGUCUUCCAGUGGUAAAAGUUGAGGUGAAAAAGCCUGAAGAUCCCAAAGCUGUUAUUCGCUUCCGACUUGAUGAAAAAGCAUUGCCAUAUUUUGAAAUCAAUGAUGUGACAGGAAUGAUCACUACUGUAGGAGAACCUUUGGACUGGGAGGUGACGCCUAUCAUUACGUUCCCUGUCUAUGCUUACGAAAUACGAAGUCCCAAUAUCACUGGUCAGACAUUUGUCAGAGUCAAGAUAAAUGACGUAAAUGACGCGCCACCCUUGUUCCUGAACCAACCAUAUGUUGGUUAUAUUAAAGAAAAUUUACCUGUUGGUACUUUGGUUCGAUAUAUCAACGCCAUAGAUCGGGAUAACCCGGAUAUAAAUGGAGGCAAGAAUGUAAGACUCAGGUACGCGUUGCUGACAAACACUGGGGAAGAUCCAUUUGACAAGGACGGAAAAUUGUUUAAAAUGGAUAGCAACGGUCGACUUGUUACGAGGGUAAAACUGGACGCUGAAGAAUUUAGAAGAAAUUUGUCUAUUCGUGUCAGAGCUUGGGACGACGGCAAUCCACGGUUAUAUGGCGAGACAGACGUUACUAUUGUUAUUCGUGAUGAGAGCGAAUUUCCAGCGUGGUUUAGAAAAGAAAAAUACGAAGCAAGCGUUUCUGAGAGUCGUCCACCUGGUUUUGUUGUUUUACAGCUGACUACGAAAGAUCAGGAUUUUGCACCCCCAAAUAAUUACGCCUUUUCCAUAAAGAGUGGUAAUUACCCGUACGCUUUUGACAUCAACCAGGAGACAGGUGAAAUUGUCGUGGCAGGAGAACUGGAUAUUGAUAAGACAGGAACAAAGGUUUAUAAUUUGACGGUUGGUUUGAAAGAAAGGAGUGAUGAAUUGUUGAUAAACAUUGGCAUUGAUUUGAAAAGAGCAUUUGAACACACAGCUACAGUGAAAAUCACUGUUAUUCCAGGAAAUGAUAAUCGUCCUACAUUUACCGACCCGGACAAAACAUAUAUAUUAACAAUUCCUGAAAAUACACCCGUUGGAACGAGGUUAAAUCCUAAGCCUCUUGCCAUAGAAGCUUAUGAUAAUGAUUUGGGAUAUAGCAAUGAGUUCAGGUUUAUGAUAACAUCAGGAAACAUCGGCGAUUGGUUUGGGGUGGUCAAACCUAGUAAUAGCUCAAAAAAGGCAGAAAUUUUGAUUCAAUAUCCGCUUGAUCGAGAAUUUCAAGAUCGUUAUGACAUGCAGUUGGUUGUUAUAGAUAACGGAGGAGUAUCAGAUUUGGCUUGGCUACAAAUAACCCUGGAAGAUGUAAACGACAAUCCGCCGAGAUUCCUAUCUCCAUUUUACACCGCUUCAAUCACAGAAGGACGCUGUGACUCUAAUACACCUCUUGUCACCCUCGCCGCGGUUGAUGCCGACGAAGACCCACAAGGACCAUUUGCCUUUGCUUUUGCCCCUAAUGGAAAUCCUGGCAACCGAUUUUCGCUUCGUGACGAUCCCGAAAAGAACAGUACUAAGCUGUAUUGUACUGGCAGUGUGGACCGAGAGGCUACGCCAGAUUUAAAAGUGGUUGUAAAAGUCACAGAUGAUCCAGAACCAAAACUGUCUUCAACUGCCAACGUAUUUAUACAUGUAAAAGAUGUUGACGAAUCGGGGGAGUCGAGUGCAAGAAUGCGAGUUGUUGUAAAUGCUAUUGAUGGAAAGUUUGUUGGAGGAAGGAUUGCACAGACAUACUUCAAGGAUAAUGAUGGUGAUAAUACUCGCGGGAUGACUUAUACUCUCACAGGUUCAGACGAGUUUACAGUGCAAAGUAACGACGGUUGGAUCAGUGCUAAGAGUACUGUAAAGGUGGGAAAAUAUGAACUGAAAAUUCAAGGACGGAAAGGAAGUUCGCGGCCUUCAUGUACAGUUGACGUCAAUGUUCGUGAUGUCCCAAAAGAGGCCAUUGAGAACAGCGCUGCUAUACAACUUCACGAAGUCCUGAACACUAACCGCUUUUUGAACCCUAUCCGUCAGGGCAGCACCAGCAAGUUUGAUUCGAUUACUUAUUAUGAUCGCUUUGUCAAUAUGUUGUCCGACUUGUUUGACGUUUCUGCCGACAAUGUUUAUGUCUUCAGUAUUCAAAUGUCAAAACAAAUCAGGAAGCCAGGAAGACCUUAUCCUGCCAUAGAUGUUCAUUUUGCUAUUAGGAAAGAAUCUACAGUUAAAAGUCCAUUUCUACCUCGAUAUAUUUUGAUUAAUACAUUGGAAAAGAAUAAUAAAACACUAAAAGAGAUUGGUUUCAAACUUGGUAUGAUUGGUCUUGAUUACUGUGUUGAAGAGACAAAGAAGUCUGGUAUGUGUCGAAAUACGGUGCGUCUUGUUGGUGACGAGUAUUCUGUCGUGAGCAGCGAUUAUGGUUUGAUACCAGUCCCUGACUAUGCGGUCGCAAUCACAUCAAUCACAGUCAAAGCCGGCGCAGAAUAUGAUCGUUAUCAUCAAGAUCCUGAUCCGGAGUAUGAUACGUGUGUGAAUGACGUCAGUUGUCUUAAUGGAGGAACAUGUCACGAUGUUUUACCACGAGGUUUUGUAUGUGAAUGCCCCGGAAAGUACAGUGGUCCUAGGUGUCAGCUUACUACUCGCACAUUCCAGGGUAACUCUUACAUCUGGUUGCCUCCCAAGACCCCGCAUAAUUUUGGGAGUGUCUCAUUGGAGUUUGCGACUGGUGCAGCCAAUGGUCUGUUGCUCUAUCAGGGCCCUGCAGUCAAAGAUGGCAACAAUGGUCGUGGAGAUUUCCUGGCUAUUAGUUUGAAAAAUGGACGGAUUCAAGUGGGUUUGACGUUCGGAGGAGAACCUCAGGUAUUUUACAUGGACGAAGGACCAACACUGAAUGAUAGAAAGUGGCAUCAUGUUGAAGUUUCACAUCAAAGAAAGGAGGUGAAAUUGGUUAUCGAUCAUUGUAAAUAUGCAGAUAUCGUGGAGGAUGACGAGCGCAUUGUAGAAUUACGAAAACAUUGCGAACUUAUAACAAGAACUAAACAAAACUACCAGUUUUUGAAUGGUCUUGGUCCAAUGCAGAUUGGUGGCGUUGAAAGCAUGCCUUUGGACUAUCCUUCUUCAAAGUUCAUCGAGUAUAAAUAUUUUGAUGGUUGUAUUCGUAAGAUCAAGGAGAACCUAGAGAUGUACGACUUAUCAUAUCCUCUCAAAGUCGUCAAUGCUCCUGCAGGAUGUACUAUCAUGGCUGAAUGCCCCACUUGUUUGAAUGGUGGUUAUUGUUACCCAGGAUUUGCUCGCAGUGUUUGUAGCUGUCCUGCGGGUUACAUUGGUGACGACUGUAGCGGAAAUGCUCCGCGAUACUGGUAUAUGGCAAACAGUUUUACGGAGUACACGCUACCUGGGGAAGAACGUCGAAAGAAGCGUGGGGCGGCCCAGGAACCUUCAGAUCUUCUAGAUCGUUUUAGUAAUCACAUUACUAUGCAAAUACGCCUUGAUCCUGGUGUUACUGAAGCUAUAUUUUUCUAUGCUGUCAGCGAGGAGGGACUGGAAUACAGUAAAUUGGGGUAUGAAGAAAAUAAAUUGUAUUAUGAGUUUAAACUAUUGGACGCUUUGGUUCGACUGGAAAUGCCUGCUGAAGCUGAUGUGGCCGAUGGCAACUGGCAUGAUGUAGUGGUGUCUCGGGAAGGAAACACUGCUGUGUUGCAAAUUGAUUAUUCAGGAAGAGUAACCAGAAAUACAGGUGGUACGAAACAGUUAAUACGCAUGAGCAGCGCUAAGAUCGUGGUUGGUGGAUUGCCCGACAUUGCUCCUAAUAUGACAAUUGUUGACAAAGUCGUUGAAGCCGCCGUUUAUGAUAUUCGUUCUCGACGUCGUCGCUCAGCUGGUACAAUACUUGGUGUAACAACUGAUGGACGAGCUGUCAGAAGCGUUGCUGGAGACAUGCAAGGCUGCACCGGCAGUAGCAGUUACAAUGGCAAGAAUUUAGACACAGAUCCAAACGUAAAGAAAGCAAGAAUGAAUGUAGAGAUAGGAUGUCCAUGUCGUGCUGUAUUACAAUGUAGAAAUGGAGGUGUUUGUGUUGAUGCUGCUGUACCAUUCUGUCAGUGUACCCAUGGUUGGUCUGGUUCAACAUGUGAGGAUAUAGUUUAUGUAGCCCCUGUACUUGGAAACAGAGUCGAUGGUCGAGCAAGAUGGAAAGAUGGCGGUGUUCUUGUUGUUAUUUUCAUCGUCGUGUUGUGUGUCUUGAUUCUUGCUAUUGCUUUAUUGAUUAUCAAGAAGCAACGUGAAGCUCCGUAUUCUGUUCCUGUUGGAGAUGAAGGUCAAGAUAGUAUCAUGCCGUAUCAUGACGAUGGAGCCGGCGAGGAAGACACAUACAACUAUGAUAUAAAUCAUUUGAUGAAAUAUUCCUAUCGGGAUGGUCAUGGUACCAUCACUAAGUCUGUGAACGGCAAAGACGUUGAACAAAUGGAACUUCUGUCCACAAGAACGGAUGGACUCAUGGCUGAAGGUUCAGGAGGCGGUAUGAUGACGAUGACGUCAGGAGAAAAGAGUGAGAUGGCGAGAGAAAGUGUUGAUCUUUGGCCGUUCAUCCUGGAGCGAGUUCAGAGAGCCGACGAAGAUAUGAGCUGGUGGCCGGAGGACGAGAUGCGACACUGGAGUGAUGAAGGAGAUGAGGGCGAACAAGCAAACCUGAGCGAGAUUGAGGACAGCGAUGACGAAGAGGAGGCCGAGCAGGACUGGGAAUUCUUGAAGGACUGGGGUAAGAAGUUUGAGAAUUUAAAUAAGAUAUUUAACCCUGAAAGUGACGAUGAAGAUGACGAAGAAACUGAAGCUUAACUCGCCAGAAUGUGAACAUAUUUUUCUGCAACUUUUCGUUAGGAAAAGAAUUUAUUUUUCUUGUAGCUAUUUCAUUUUGCUUAAUGCUUAGUUUUCCUUUAUUUCAUAUAUAACUUUAUUUACUAUUACUUGGACAUAAGGUGGUUUCCGUGAUCACUCGAAUGGUACUAAAUAUCAGGCUACAAUUAAUAACUAAAAGUUUGUUUGCAAUUUCAUUCAAACCAUUCUUUGUGGCAGUUUAGAAGUUUUUCAUUCGAAACAUUCAUGAACAUUCGUUUGUAUUUCUGUAUCAGUUAAACCACCAUUAAUACUUGAUCUGUCUGAAUACCAUCGCUUAGCUGACGGUGCAGAUAAAAUUGCUAGUUGUUAGGCAUUCGUAUUUCCGCUUAUUUAUCGAGAUAAUAUGGUGUAGAUUUUUCUAAAAGUUCUCGAUAAAUGCUGGCUUCAAAUAUACCCUGGUUGUAAAUUGUUUUUUUUCUACUUACCUGUAUAACUAGAUAGUUAUUUACUAUAUCAUAUAGAACUUGCAAUGACUCCGUGAAUAUACAUAUAAAAGCGUUGCUUUAAGUAUCAUAAUAUAUAUUUCAACACACUGUCUGUCAACUGUCAAGGCUUUCAUUUUGACAGUUAACUACACACCCGAAAAUGCUUGUAUUGUAACUGCAUUACUGUACUGUAGUGAUAAAAUAAUGUGUGUCAAUUCAAUAGUCUUUUUUAGAUAAUUUUGUAGAAAUAAGUAAUUAAACAUUUUCAAUGUA